AGGCGGAAAACAUUGGAUCAGUCGUUUUCUUUGAUGGCGCGAACCAGAGGUUUAUUCGUAGCAAUUCCAUGGCGAUCGAUGAGGAGGACAAAUCAUUAUCAGCAAAUGAAGUUGCUGCAACCGUAUCGGUCUUACUUGGUUCUGCUCCGGUCUCGCUUUCAUCCGAUUCAUCAUUCAAGUUAAAUCAAGUUCUGUACCCUAGUCUAUUUGACAGGCCUCAUGCUGUUUUGCUGCUGGAAGUCACGGGAAUUAAAGAUCCUCGAUUACCUUUCGCCUACUCAAAUGACCAAUUGGGUAGUGCUUUUAGUAGCAACAUUGUGGGCUCAAGUAAAGCUGACAUAGAACUAUCAGAUGGGAAUGAAGUUUCUCGCUUGGAUGAUCCAUCAAGUAUUGAAUGUGAUGGUGCUUGUAUUAUUCAAGAACUUGAAUAUCUUGGAGGAAGAUAUGUCAGCACAUCAGAGGCUGUUGAUGGAGAGCUGAGCUUCUCUUUACCCUCUAAUAUUGAAUAUCUUCUGCAGAAAUCAGACAGAAUUUUUGCAUUAAGUCUAGUUUCCUUUACCAGAAAUAUUAGAAAGUUAAUGGAGAAUGGUGAAGGUUUUGCAGAAAGCAUCACGAUCCCUGCGGAGCUAUUGAUGGGCCGUUUCACAGGCAUUGAGGCCUUGGAGGAGGAAUAUGGUUCUGGAGACAUUGUUCGUCAAGGAAUAGAGCUCCUUCAGACAGCAUUUACCAAGUCUUACAACUUACUGCACAAGUUAUAUGGAGGAAAGGUUGUUGGAAUUAUCUUAUAUAGUAGGGAGUCAUCUGCAAAUGGGGCCCCUAUGCUAAAUGUUAACCUUCCAGCUGGUGAACCUCGGUUGUUGGCAGAAGCUAGUCCAAUAGAUGUGAAGAUUGCAGAGGUGAUAUUGGUUAGAAGGAGCUUGGCUUGGAUAACUGGCAUCAUUUUCCUGGUUUCUACGCUAAUGGGGAUAUACUACUUACUUUACAUGCCUCUAACAAGGGACACCCUCCUUUAUUCCAACGUAAAACUCGACUGAUUAGCUGAAGAACGCAUUAUCGUCAAGAAUCUGCCUCGGCAUCCGCUUUCUCAGAAUUAGAUAAGAGCGCUGCUCUCUUGUUGCAUUCUUAUUUUCUUAUUUGCUACCGGAUUAUUCCAGUCUGUAUUCAGUACAAAUUAUUUUGUGUAGUUAGUUCUUGUAGAGUAAAAAUAAGCCAAGAAUGUUCCUGUACUUUGAUUUGUUUUGUAAACAUUCUGUGGGACAGAAUGUAAGAGGCUAUGAUAUGUAUUAUAAUUUCCCCCACUUCGCUUAAUAGAAAUAAUUAGAUUAUCAC
This is a messenger RNA of Asparagus officinalis (garden asparagus), 1329 nucleotides long. RefSeq lists its product as uncharacterized. Gene Ontology annotation, cellular component: endomembrane system. The transcript is spliced from 10 exons. NCBI's taxonomy places the organism in Eukaryota, Viridiplantae, Streptophyta, Magnoliopsida, Asparagales, Asparagaceae. Bases 69 to 1034 code for a protein of 321 amino acids. The record is from RefSeq and is a predicted model, not a curated record.